Molecule: messenger RNA, 1174 nt
Organism: Arachis ipaensis
Lineage: Eukaryota; Viridiplantae; Streptophyta; Magnoliopsida; Fabales; Fabaceae
Source: RefSeq, a predicted model, not a curated record
UCGCGUGGAUCCAAACAUAAUUCUUCCUGAGAUCUAUAUGCAGUCGGUUGUGUGGUUCGCUACUGUUCCGUUGAUGUCAUUUGAAUGUAUCGAGUGGUAUGCUACCGAUAGGUAUAGGCGACAGUUCGGUUUAGUUCAGGGAGUACCUCAGCAGGAGCAGAAUCUGGACAAGGCGCAUGGAGAAAUCCUGACUGGUCCUAAGAAUCUUAACUGGGCCACAACACCGAGUCAUUCAAACUGGGUUAUGCAUUGGACAAACAGGUAUCACUACGUUCUUUCUGAGCUUCCCAUGCCUUCACAACAUCCACUGAAAACUUAUAUGUACUGGUACCGGUCAAAAUAUGGGGACCACUUGAACUUGUCGAAUCUUGUGGGUCAAGAAAGUGAUGAGGAUAAUCAGGAUAUGGAUGAGGGUAAUCAGGAUAUGGAUGAUGGUGGUGAGGGUAUGGAUGAGGAUAGUCAGGAUGCGGAUAAUGACAAUGAGGAACUGGAGCCACAGUCGGUGCCACCUCCUACUUCGAAUCCACUUCCGCAAGAACAACCUCAAUUCUCAAGCCAGUAUGUACCUCAGACACAGUUCUCCCCGUCAUUUCCAAUGCCUCAACAGUAUUGGGGUAUGUCACAGUUUGAACCCGGAGAAGGAGGUUCUUUUAGCCAGUUGCUUGAGUUCAUGGCUGGAGAUGCAGGACAACCACAAUAUGGCAACCAGCCUGAGUUCUUGGCAGGUAGGUAUUCAUUGGAUGCGAGGCUCCCGUGCCAUCCCUCAUCGGUCGCUUCCGGAGGGUUCGUAUCUGUUGACUCUAGUAGAAGUGUAGGUGGACGCGAAGUUCUUAAUAGUCAAAAUCCUAACCGUGUUGACAUGAGACCACUACAAGAAGAUGCUAACCCAGUCGAGCAAGAUACUAAUGUGUAUCUAGUAGAUGACCCGGAUGACGAGGACGAUGAUGAUGAUGACGAAAUAGAGGAGUCCGAUGAGGAUGAGGAAUCCCGCAAUGAUGGCCGGUCACAAACUCCGGAUGACAAAGGCAAAGGUUACAAUUUGAGGAUUGAUCCACCUCGUCGUAGCGCUAACCGCUACACGCCAUCUGUGUUCAAAAAGGCCGCAAAAAAUGCAAGAACUUCGUGAAUGAUGUAAAGUGGACAAUGAGAAAGUAGUUGUGGUGUAAUAUUCUUA